AAAUGUAGCAUCAAUUUGUAGCUAGGCUUUGAGUGGGCUUUUAUUUUGACAUUUUUACACCGGAACAUCCCCGUUAACAUUAUAGUCAAAGGAAAUAAGCAGAUGAGGCGCCACUGAUACGUUUGGGAGGGAGCAGACUUUCUUCUUGUGGCAAGUAAAUGAUGGAACUGGACGAUGAACUGGAGAACUUCAUCAGGGAGCGUAAGGCAAGAGUGGCCCAAGAUAGAGCAAGUUUAGAGGAAGAUGCUCCUUACAUGGAAAUCAGGGCAAAACCUCACAGAAGCUAUCGGUCCACGCUCAAGGAGAACAUUCCCCCCAAGUUGACUAUACAAGAGAAAGAAGAGAUCUACAGUGUGGGUCUCCCCCUUGGUGUGGAGUACGAUAAAAAGAAGAAGAGACUUCAGCAUGAGCGUCGUAUGGAAUACAGAAGCUACAUGGCACAGCAAAAGCUGCUUGAAAAGAAGACAAGCGAUGUUCUCAAACAGCAAACACCUUCAUGGAGGGAUGCAGCCGCUUUGACAGAAGCCAGAAGGGACUCUUAUAGGCCUCCUUCCCCUUCUGAGGUCACGAUCCCCUCCUUUCCUGAAGAGCCAUCCUUGGAACCUCCCAGACACAAAGACAAGCAUUAUGAGCCCAUUGACCUAGAAUCAGAGGAGGAUCGGCAUUUUAAGGUGAAGCUAACAGGCUCCAGGAGUAGGAGGCAACAAGGUUUGGAUGCCAGUUAUGAGAAGACCCAAUCUACAAGGAAUGAUAGAAGGGAGAAUGAAGAGAUGCCUUCGGGUUUUGCCAGACAAGGCCGGAGAUCAAACGCCCUGAAGAAAACUGAUGACGCUGAAUUUGCUACCGGCCUUCUAAUCGGAGCCAUUGAUACAGCUGAAGCCGUGCAGAAGAAGAAGGACCGCUACAGGCAGGAGCUGCAAGAACAGAUAGCCGAGCAGAAAAGAAACAAGAUGAGAGAGAAAAAAUUGGAGCUAAGAGUUGCUGUAACGAGGGCAAACGAUCCAGAGAAUCAGCACCAAGUUGAGCAGUUUGGACUGAACAAGAGAAGGGACCUUAACUUCCUGCAGCCUUCAGCGUUGGGAGAGAGAGAAUCUUCAUCCAGAUGUUUAUCUAAUAAAGACAAAACUGGCAGUGGUGGCAGGCUGACGCCUCCACCCGAUCAACCCCGUUUGGCUUUUCAGUCUCCAGUGAUGGAGGGCAGCUCCACCAUGGACCUGGUGGAAGGUGGAAUGUCUUCUAAUAGCCAGCCUGCUACCUUCUUCCAAAGAGCUAUGGAUACUCCAAGAAUUCCCUGGGUGCUUCCUCACCCUCCUCUUAAUGUCAUGGACCCCUCCCGAGGCAACUAUGGCGAGCCUCAUCACUACUAUAGAAACAUGGUUGACCCAAACAUUGCCUACUAUGGUCAUUUGCCUUACCCUGCUAUGGGUCUUCCCAUGGUUUACUACAACAUACCACCAGGAGGAGCUGUGCCCAGUCAUUUGGGUGAUGGGAGACCCCAUAGUGGAAACAGGCUUCCUGAGCUCCCACCACAGUCCAAUACUAAGCCUGUUAAUACAACCGCCCAGGCUGGGCUUUCCCCUUAUACCACCAUACCACCAGGAGGCGCUGUGCUCAGUCAAUUUGGUGAUAUGAGGCCCCACAGUGGAAGCAGGCUUGCUCAGCCUCCACAGCAGUCCAAGACUGAGCCGGGUACUUCGGCCCCCCUUACUGGGCUUUUUCCCCCAGAGAGUUCCCGAUCAACCAAGAAAACAAAUUUGGACUACUUAGAGGGCCUACACAAACAGGGCGAUGCCAGGAAAGGGGACAGCCGGCUUUUCAACAAGAUUCAAGAGCAGCAGGAGCGAAAGCGUGUGGAGAGGGAGGAGCAGGAGCGUUACGAGGCAAAAUUGAAGGACGACAUGAGAAGACAUCAACCUUGGGGUCGAGGUGGAGGCGGAGCCCCACUCAGAGACAGUACAGGACAUUUAAUUGCUGACCUUAGCCAGAUGCACAAGCUGAAUGAAGAGGCCAAGAGCCACCCAGAUCGAAGGAGAGCAGCUGUGAUGACAGCCAACAACAGGGUCUCUGGUACUGUACCAGAGAGCAGUUGCACUGACACUAGUGACCGGCUCCCUGGCUUCACCCAUGUCCAAACGCCCCAGUUGGUAGUGGGCAAUAUGUUUGACAACCAGCUCACACAGGAGCAGUUCACACAGCAGCAGCUCCGUGACAACGAGAAGUACAAAGCUGAACUCAAACUGCAGAUAGAGGAGAAGCAGCGUAAACAGGCAGAGGAAAGGGAACAGAUCAGGCUGGAGGAAGAAAAGUUAGAUAAGAAGGUGGCAGAGGACAUGGCUCGCAUCCAGAGAGACUACGAAGAAGAACAAGAGAAGAAGAAACAAAAGGAGAUGGAGGUUAAGGCCAGAGUCGAGAAACAACAUCUGCUGGCAGAACAGAAACGGAAGGAAAUAGAAAGUAAGAAGGCAGAGGAGAAGAAAGAAGCAGAAAGUAAAAAGGCAGACGAAAAGAAGAAAGCAGCACAGGAGAAGCAGUGUGAACAAGAGAGGGAAGCCCAAAUAGAAAUGGUUCACAGGGAAUUGCCCCCAUCAAAGUCCACCUUGGAGAGGAAACAGCAGUGCAGCUCUAGGCCUCCCACCAUUGAGAGCCGACAAUCCACUGCUCCGCUUUCUGAACAAUCUGUGUCUAUCCCCCAUUCUCCACCUGCUUGUAGGAAUGAACUUCGAUCUGCAGCUGAGCAACGGGAGGUGUACAGCAAAUUGUCAGCAUUGCGUCAGCAGCUUCACCGUAGGCUAAAACGAAUGGAGCCAGAAGUCAAUCUACAAUAUGAAGAUUGGGAUGAAAUGGACUCCCUUUUUGCUCGAAGACAAGCGCACCAGCAAGUGGAUGUGUUUGAAAUGGCCAGCCGGCGGCCCCAGGCUCCAGUUCGAAGGCACAACUCCAGGAAACUGCAACCUAGUACUCUGCUGCAAAUUCAUGACUUACUUCAACUCGAUCACUCCGGUGAUGAACUCUUAAACUUUUGUGUAUGUGACUCAGAUGGUGAGUCCAGGCUCAGCUCCACUGAGGUCCAAAGAGAGAAAACAGGGGGCGUAAUCAGUCGGAGUAGGUGGGACGACAUGGAACCGCGUCAGAGGUCAACACACCAGGAUGAUUGUUUGGACAUAUCGCCUCCAGAUCAAAACCACUAUCUGGGAAGUGAAAUGGGCCGACUUCCACGAGGAUCUCUGCUGGAGUCAGAGAGUGCCUUCCUCGCCACUUUGGGAGAAGAUUUUCCAGUACCAAGCUCCCCAGAUGUUAACAUGACACACCAACCCUCAGCUCGGGAAAGGAGGAGGCUGACCAGACGGUGCCCAUACCCACAGGAAGAAGAGUCCUCCUAUGACAACCCUUUCCACAUAAGUAGCCGGAAGCAGAGAGUAGCGGAGUCCAGCAUUGAAGAAAAGGACCAGGACAGGAUAUUCGAUUUGAAAGACCCCAUUUGUCGUGGAAAUACAGCCGGAACUGUAUAUCUGUCUGAUGAUGACUCUUUACCUCCCCCGUUUUGCCCCCUCACUCACAAUCGUCAAAGUUCAGUAGAAUCAUUCUCAACUGAUCCCUGGAUGCGACCAGGUACUUCAGAAACUCUUAAGUGUUUAGAGCGCCCAUUGAGGAGGGAGCCAUUAACAACGCAGGAGACGGUCCGUUGAAUGAUGCAGAAGUUUUCCGACUUCACUCUUCGUUUGAUUCCUGUUGAAGAUGUGACAUAUGAAUGUGACUGAUGUUACUACUUUAUUUGCUAUUGUCUAUGUCACCGAUACCCAAUUGGAUCCAAUGGGCCAAAUUUGGGUUGCUGGGUUGUUUCGUUUAGCCCGCCAAAGUGUGGCCUCUCAAAUAUUUUACAUAAUUGUACUGACCUGUUUUAAGAUCACACAAUCAUUGAUGACAUGUCUGCAAAGAAACUACCUACUUCUCAACAUCUCCACUACCUUAUAUAUAUGGAAGUAUAGGGCUAAACUCAUUCAUGGUGAUGCUGUACACUUAAAAAUCUCUGGUGGGCACAUUUUCACUUUGGCACCCCUGGUCUAUGUUAUCAAGAGCUUCAGUGCCAAUGUUCAAUGAAUUCAUAGUUUUAUAUGGGCAGCUUUGUAUUUAAUAAUUUAUAUCAUCGUUUAUUGACUAGAGAGAUGUUAAAUAAAUAUUUGUUUUAUGA
Entelurus aequoreus (snake pipefish) is the source of this 4189-nucleotide messenger RNA. RefSeq names its product centrosome and spindle pole associated protein 1-like. NCBI's taxonomy places the organism in Eukaryota, Metazoa, Chordata, Actinopteri, Syngnathiformes, Syngnathidae. The record is from RefSeq and is a predicted model, not a curated record. The transcript has 29 exons. Gene Ontology annotation, biological process: positive regulation of cytokinesis. Gene Ontology annotation, cellular component: centrosome; microtubule; spindle pole. Bases 159 to 3686 code for a protein of 1175 amino acids.